Messenger RNA from Callithrix jacchus (white-tufted-ear marmoset), 1296 nucleotides. Lineage: Eukaryota; Metazoa; Chordata; Mammalia; Primates; Cebidae. The record is from RefSeq and is a predicted model, not a curated record.
AAAAUGUCUUGAUUGGUUCCUGUAGCUAGUCUGGAUUAUUUUAAAGAAAUAAUAAUAUCUGGAGAAUCAUAAAAGCUGAAUUUUAACAUUAGUAAGGGCCAGAAGAAUUUAAAUCCUAAUGUAAGACAGAAUUCAUGAAGAGUUCUAGUACAGAUAGUGUUUUUAUCUGGGAAGCAGGGCUCAAAACCAGGUCAGGAGGGCUUGUUGGGCCAGGAGUGUCCGUGGUUGGUAAGGUGGCUGGGGGAAGGCCUUUUGAUGGCUCCAUUGUUCACAGUGCUGCCCUACAUAUACCAUACCCCUCCCACCUCCUCUGCCAGGGCCGAGGGGAAGAGUAGGUCCGGUGAACUGAGCUCUAGGGAGCUGGUACCAGCGUCCCUCAGCCACCCUCGGCUACCCCUUGGGGCAGCAACGAUGCCAUCCCUGUCCCUGGUAGAGAACACACAAAGGAAGCCCCACCCGUCCUUGGAACUGAAGACACGCUGGGGUGGCGGCUGGCGUGGACCCCAUUUCAGGGCGCCCCUGGUCCCCGCGGGGAACAAUAGCUGCCGCUUCCUGGGCGGUCUGGCUAACGCCAGGCACAAAGGUCUGGGCCGCCAUGUGAUGCGCAGGCUCGCUCCGCGCGCGUUCUCCACGCCCCCGCGAGCCGCCAGGCUGCAGGCAGGGUGGGCUGAUGCUCCCGAUCCACCUGGAGCACUUUCGCAAAGACAAACGCGGUUCCUCCUACUUCAGAGCAAGUCUGGGCCAGCUGGGAUCCGACCAGAAACCGCAAGCGGAGGAGACGUAGGCACACAAGCUGAGCGCUAACGGAAGCCGAGACCUGAGCCCCGCGCCUGCUGGGGAGCUGCGCAGCCAGGACAGCAGUCGGCAGCGCAGGGCCUGGACGCAGGGCCGGCCGUCGCUGCCUCACGUCCGAGGCUAGCAAGGCUGCCCGCCAGCCCCGCCGCCCGCCUUCGGACUUCCCGGGGAGCCCAGGGCCCUCCCAACGCGCCUGCACCCACACCCGCCCCUGACCCACAGUGACCCUGCAUUCCCCGCCCCCCGCCACACCUCCUGCGUGCCCGAAUGUCGCCCUUAAACGCUGCUCUACACUCAGAGAGGGACGAAUCCACCUGUGAAGGCAGGGCAGGACUAAUUUCAAUGGGUCAGAAGGUUCUUGCAGGCACUGUUUUAUUUAAGAGUGUCUAUUUACUGGCAGGAGUAUUUGUGUGGGAGGAAGUAGGCUAAGACUGCUGUUGAACUUGAAGCUAAACUUGAAAGCCAUUUAAAAUAACAAUAAAAAUAUACUUAAAACACCAA